AUGUCACUCACCCCCGAGCAGCUUGAGCAGUGGGAGCGCGACGGAUACCUCGCGCUGCCCGACUUCCUCUCGCAGGAUGAGGUGCAGAAGCUCCUAGGACGGACACACGAGCUGCUCGAUGCCUUCGACCCGGCCUCGCACCCGCUCACCGCGUUUAAGACCGGACGGCAAGAUGGCGAGCAUGUCGGGGACGACUACUUCCUAACCAGCGGUGACAAGAUCCGCUACUUCCUCGAACCUUCAGCCCUGUCCGAGGCGAAGGACGGCGAGCCGCCAAAACUCCUCUACCCGCCCGCGCGAUCAAUCAACAAGAUCGGACACGGUCUCCUCGCCGACCCUGUGUUCCGCGAGGUCACGACAAGCGACAAGGUGAAGGACGUCGCGAGGAGUCUGGAGGGUAACAUCAAGGACCCGCGCGUGCUCCAGACCAUGAUUAUCUGCAAACAACCCCGGAUCGGGGGUGUCGUUCCUUGCCACAACGACUCGACAUUCUUGUACACUGACCCGCCGAGCGCGAUCGGAUGCUGGAUCGCGCUCGAGGACUGCACGCCAGAGAACGGCUGUCUUGCGAAGGUACACUCGCGCUUCGUCCGCUCCCCCAACGGAGGGACCGAGUUUGAGCCCGUCCCCGGCGUCGAGAAGGGAGAAGAAGACUGGGACAAGAUGGACGGAUGGAAGGAGGUGCCCGUCAAGGCGGGUACGGCGGUGUUGAUCCAUGGCUCCGUCAUGCACCGUUCACCGCCGAAUCCGAGCGAGAAGACACGCAUGAUCUACACGUUCCAUAUGAUUGAUGGUGCUGAGGGGAUCAAGUAUGACGAGAAGAACUGGCUGCAGCCGGGACCGGAGGGAUUCCACGCACUGCUGGCUUAG
Molecule: messenger RNA, 870 nt
Organism: Trichosporon asahii var. asahii CBS 2479
Lineage: Eukaryota; Fungi; Basidiomycota; Tremellomycetes; Trichosporonales; Trichosporonaceae
Exons: 6
Coding region: 1-870 (289 amino acids)
Source: RefSeq, a predicted model, not a curated record